Molecule: messenger RNA, 537 nt
Organism: Pelobates cultripes (western spadefoot toad)
Lineage: Eukaryota; Metazoa; Chordata; Amphibia; Anura; Pelobatidae
Source: the annotation of a GenBank genome assembly
AUGGCGAACCACCCCCACCAAUCGCAAAUGGCCUACAAACCUGACCCUCUACGCAUCACAACCAUGAACUGCAGGGGCCUAAAUAUCCCGGAGCGCAGAUCGCACCUUCUCCGAGAGCUUACCUCUAAGCGCGUAUCGAUUGCUUUCCUACAGGAAACACACUUUAAGGAAGGACAUGCUCCGCCGUUGAAGAGCAAACACUACCCCACUGCGGCUCUCAGCAACCACCCGACUGCACGUAAGGCAGGUGUAGCAGUUCUCACCCAUGCUCAACUACAGUUCCAGGAAGUGGAGCGACUGGUUGACCCUAAUGGCAGAUACCUGUUCAUUAAGGGAGACAUACAAAACCGUAGGUACACCCUCGCGACGAUAUACGCAACAAACAACAACCAAUCACACUUCAUACGUAAAUCUCUCUCCAACCUCUCCUCGUUCACGGAGGGCACGUUAAUCGUUGGAGGAGAUAUUAAUGUCCCCCUCAUCCCUCUCAUAGAUUCAUCCACGGGACAUAGCAGCAUCACCCAAGGAGCCAUCUGA